Messenger RNA from Serendipita indica DSM 11827, 297 nucleotides. The record is from the annotation of a GenBank genome assembly. NCBI's taxonomy places the organism in Eukaryota, Fungi, Basidiomycota, Agaricomycetes, Sebacinales, Serendipitaceae.
AUGGCAACUGUGGUCAAUGGACGAUUUCCAGAAGCAGAAGUGAUUGUAACUUUUGGGGACGGCUGGUCGUAUUCCAAGACGAAGAUGGAGCUAUUUCGGGCAGCUGGUGGCUUUGACAAACUGAAAGAGAAUCAGCCAGCAAAAGCAGCGGCUCCAAGCGUUGUGCCCAAGAAGGAAGACGUGAAGAAGCUGAUGGCUGAGAUGGAGAUUCCAAAAAGCCUGGCAGAGUCGACGCUGGUCGCGGCCAACGGCGACCUAAAGCGGGCAUACGAGCUGCUAAUCUACGGUGAUUCAUGA